GACCUUGGAAAGCCCAAAUAAUCUUGUGCGUCAAAGCGGAGGAGCAGCUCCGAGCAGAGUUUCCUCGCAGGCCGCCGUCUAAAAACAGACGAGCCGCUCCGCCGCAGCUCCACACCUGUCCGCAAAAAUCAGCCUCACGGGGCGUCAACAACAACAAGAAGGAGGAGGAAAAAGACGCGCAGAUCACAGAGCGCAAGUUAGUUAGGGGAGCUGCCUUCAAGAAAUGUGUGCAAGAAGCUGCAGACAGGACGGACUGGUGACUGACUGGCUGAAAAAACGUCGAGGAUUGCACUAGAAAAGGCUAAUUUUUUUAAUCAAAAACGAAGUGGGUUAUUCGUGCCCUGGAUGAGUGACUGGGUGUCCUGCUGCAGCUUCGGUUAACCCGUGAAGGGCACACAUGGCCCACGGUGUCCACGACCACCAGGGCCGCCUGCCAGUGGCCCAGGCCGCCGUACUGACUCUGCCCGCACCCAGCCAAGCAAAGGACUUGAGGCCCAGACUGACUGCUCUGGACUCUCUGCUUUGUGGUGCGUUUGCUGGAGCCGUUGCCAAAACAGUUAUUGCACCUCUGGAUCGGACCAAAAUCAUUUUCCAAGUGUCUUCAAAGAGAUUCUCUGCUCAGGAGGCCUUCAGGCUCAUCUACUGUACAUACGUGAAGGAUGGGUUGCUCAGUCUUUGGAGAGGAAACUCUGCCACCAUGGUGAGGGUCAUGCCUUACGCCGCCAUCCAGUUCUGCUCACAUGAACAGUACAAGAGACAACUGGGGAGCUACUACGGCUACCAGGGAAAAGCUCUGCCUCCUUUCCCUCGUUUCCUGGCUGGAUCCCUGGCUGGCAUGACUGCUGCUAUGCUAACCUAUCCUCUGGACAUGGUUCGAGCCAGGAUGGCCGUCACCGCUAAAGAAAUGUACAGCAACAUCAUGCAUGUGUUUGUACGGAUCUCCCAAGAGGAAGGUGUGAAGACGCUUUACAGAGGCUUCACCCCGACUAUCCUGGGUGUCAUCCCGUAUGCAGGAAUCACAUUCUUCACUUAUGAGACCCUCAAAAAACUACAUACAGAAAAGACGAAACGAUCCCAGCCGUACCCUUAUGAGCGUCUGGCCUUCGGUGCCUGUGCGGGCCUGAUCGGACAGUCGGCUUCGUACCCUCUGGACGUGGUACGUAGGCGGAUGCAGACGGCCGGCGUCACCGGUUCAUGCUACAGCACCAUUCUGGGGACGAUGCGUGCGAUCGUAACGCAGGAGGGAGUCAUACGUGGACUGUACAAAGGCCUGAGCAUGAACUGGGUGAAAGGCCCCGUGGCAGUGGGGAUCAGCUUCACCACAUUCGACGUCACGCACGGCCUUCUGCUCAAGCUGCACCAGAUGGGCUACUUCAUCCACUGAACGGAGCUGGAGCAGAAAAGCGCAGAUGAGACUUUCAUAAGGAAGGUGGUCGAGUCUGACAGGAAUGAGUAAUGCAGGACGUUGCUGCUGCACAGUCCUGUUCCCUUCACGUGGGAGUGGAUGAGCCGACAGGAAGUGUGUUUGUGCACGCAGAAACGCAGAAUCUGAAACUGUUGCAAACGAGGAAGCAAAGAGACAGAGAAAGCCUGUUUUUAAUUUGUCAAUCAGAACUUUUAUUGUGAAAUCAUGGUACUGUGGGCGUGGCUAAAACGGUGAACGUCAGAGGAAGUGUUUUUCGUGUAUCAAAAUGGAGGAUUUUGUGUUAAUAGGAUGAUGCUUGCACUUUAUUCAACCUGCAAUGUUCUUUCAGUUUAAUCCUGCAUCAAUUCAAUGAUUUUAAUUCUUUUAAUUUGGAGAGAAAUUAUAUUUUUAUUUCAAUAAUAGUGCUUACUUUUUAAUUCUGUUAAAUAGCCGGAUGAUACAGGGUGGACUUUGUACCUGAAGGGUGAUUUUGCUGUCUGUUUUGUUUUUAAUUUGAUUUAAUCAUGGUGCCAAUAAUGGAUUGAACUGACCCAGAUGGAGUAAAUGAUUGUAGGAGGAUGAUGAUGUCAGCAGGACUGAACCGGUUCACUGUCCGUCCAGCACUGAGAUGUGGAAACGUAUUACUUCUAAUGUCUAAUAAAUGGACACUAAUGAAACAUAUGAGAAAUAAAUCUAUCUAUAUAUAUAUAUAUAUAUAUAUAUAAUGCAGAUCCUGGUUUAUGUAAAUGUCAUUGAGAUAUUCUGCUGUGCUCACGUGGUUGUGCACAUUCUCUGGUUGCUUUUACUUGACUGGGAGGCAUCGUUUACUCAAAAGGAAAUCUAAAAAUGCUAACUCAGUUACAUGUGAAAUAUGGAGAAAUCUAACUUUCUCUAACAAUGUCCAUUUCAGCGACACAGUAUAUCCAAAGAUGUAAGUUUACGGUUGUUUCAAACAUGACUGGCCUUGCAAUAAAAAUGUUCAUUCACAA
Molecule: messenger RNA, 2394 nt
Organism: Amphiprion ocellaris (clown anemonefish)
Lineage: Eukaryota; Metazoa; Chordata; Actinopteri; Pomacentridae
Product: mitochondrial coenzyme A transporter SLC25A42
Exons: 8
Coding region: 398-1384 (328 amino acids)
Biological process (GO): transmembrane transport
Cellular component (GO): mitochondrial inner membrane
Source: RefSeq, a predicted model, not a curated record